CUUGGAUGAGUAUUGGAUUUACCUAUGGUUUUGUUGUUUUGUUUUGUUUCUUGAUUCUUUGAUUCUUUGUGUGAGCUUGUUUUGGGAGAUAUGGCAGGAGUGCCGAUGAAUCGGGGGUGCUAUGAAUGUGGCUCGUUGAGUCAUUGGGUGCGUGAUUGUCCGCAGCGGGCUCGUCAGUUUCGCCCUCCGGUUACGGGAGCGAAUGCAGUACCGAUUGGUGCUCCUAUGCUGACUCUGCCUACGCCAUCGUCAUCUUCAGCGACCUUUAAUUCGUCUUUGCCGUUGUCCAGUUCGCAUGAAGGAGAGGCUCUUCUGGAUCUGGCUCUGGGUAUCAACCAUCAGCAAGAUCUAGGGGACCCAAUCAAGAACGUUUGGAUAUUUGUUAUAAUAAAUAUUUGGAAGAUCAGCAGAAGGAAGCGAAGCGAAAAGAAGAGGAGGAGAGAACCAGACUACGUAAGGAGGAAGAGGAUCAGAAACUUGAAUGGAAGAGAGCGUGAGUCGUUUGAACAAGAGAUGGGUAAACGAUUGGAGAUGAGGAUGCCGCAGUUAUGUCCCGUUAAGGAGGGAGGGACGGAGGUGGGGAGUGUUGGCGUCAAGAAGGAUGAGUUAGCGAUUCUCAAGGCGGAGAAUGAAAUGCUCAGAUUGAAGCUGGAAGGGGCGAAGGCUUCGCAGGAAGAGGAUCGGUUUAUUCUUCUGCAAUGGGAGCUUAUAGAUCUCCGGAAACAAAUGGCUGGAAACGGGCUCAGGAGGAUGAGAUCUUUGCGUUGAAGCAAGAGAUCGGGGAGCUACGGGAAACGGCGUUGGUUAAGAUUAAUUUUGAGUAGGAAAUUGUUGGGAUGAAAAGGGAGAUCGAGGUGUUGCGUGGUAAGAUUGAGCGAGCGAUGGACGAGGUUGUGUUGUGGAAGAAUGAAGCUCUCAGGCCACG
Molecule: messenger RNA, 925 nt
Organism: Chara braunii
Lineage: Eukaryota; Viridiplantae; Streptophyta; Charophyceae; Charales; Characeae
Source: the annotation of a GenBank genome assembly